GAGAGGAACAGAGAGAGACUUGGCACCUCGUCAUCUAAGAAAGAGCGCGGUCCUCGCGGGCACUGCUGGGCACGGAAUCGUUCAUGUCUCUCAACUUUGGGGAUCAGACCUUCGGGCUGCGUGAGAUGGAUGACAUGAUCACGCAGCACCACGUUGGGAACGGGCACCAGGGCCUGGACGGACCCGUCGCAGAUGGAGGCGUAGUAGCCGCAGGGGAACCGUUGGGUGAUGAGAAGGCCUUGCUCAAUGGGGUAGCGAGGACGGCGGCUGCGGAGCAACAGAAACACGAGCUGCUGCCUCCUGCGCCCCAGGCACCGUCCUCCUGGGCCUCCAAAGUUCGGGCGGGGAUAGGCUCGGAGAGCAGUCCGACCCUCUCGGGGAACGGGGGCGGUAGUGGCGGAGUCGGCGGCGGCGGCGGCGGUGGCGGCGGCGACGGCAUGGGGCCAUCGGGGGGCGGCGGCGAUGCCUUGGGAGCGAUCGUGCCGGGAGAUUUGGAUCCCGGGGUCGGGGAAGGGAUCCGAGGGCUGCCGCACGGCAUCGGACACCUGGGACCGCUUGCGUCGAGCUUGGGCGGCGGGGCGAUGGGCCCCGUGCACGGCUUAGACAUGGAGGGAGGCAUGCCGGGAAGAGCUUUGAUGACGCCCUCUGCCCCUGCGCGAGGUUCGGGGGUGGUGCAGGGCUUGGUAGGGGCAAGCUUGGGCAACGGGGGCCAAGCCAUCGGGCUAGAAGGCGGGGGCGGGGCGAACGGGAGCGGUGCCUUGACGGAGGACUUCGCAGGGCUAGAGAUCGGGGGCGGAGGGUCGGCGUUGGGAGCGCGGGGCACGGGCACGGGGGAGGCACAGAAGGGGUUCGAUGCUUCCAAGGACGAGCUUCUCGGGGACUUCCCGUGCGUUCGGCUGCGGGGGCUUGCAGCCGAUACGUCCGUGAAAGACAUCCUCGACUUUUUCGUCGGUCUUGGGCCCGUUUUGGACAUCGUGCUCGAGGGUGGGGCAGCGGGCGAAGAAGUCGGGGCAAUCACCCUCUUCGGGACUCUGAUGGACUACCACGGGGCUCUGCAGCGGUACUCUCUGCAGAUCAAGGGUCGCUACAUCGAGGUGGCGCCUGCGAUACGGGCGGAUUACUACUCGGCUGUUAUCAAGAGGUCGGCGGAGGGCGCCGCCGAGGUUUCGCCGACGACACCCGCGGGGGUAGGGGGGGGAGGAGAGCAGGACGGAGACCCUGCCGUGCAAGGCCAGAAUGGGACUGCCGUGCACCAGUCGGACAUAGCCUUGGCGAUGGGGAGCGCCAAGGCUCCGGGGCCAGCCACCGCUGCAGUGCGAGCCCCGCAGCAGGGGGCGCAUUUGCCCGAGGCCGCUGGCGGCGCCGCGGCGGGUGGUGCGAAGGGCUUCACGGGGCAGCCGGCGGCGGGAGUGCCGCCGGCUGGAACGUUAGCUUCGGGGGCUCAAAGUCCAGCGAAAGCGGGGGCGCAAUCGGGGGGGGUCGCGGGGGCAGGCACGGGAACGGCGGCGGGGGGGAGUGGGGGCUCGGGGACGCGGAAAGGGGGGGUUAAGGCGGCGACGCACGGGCCCCCCGCGGCCCCCGCCAAAACGAAGGGAUCGGCGGGAGACGCGAAGGGGACGGUGAUUCGCAUGAGGGGGCUACCAUACCGCGCGAGCAAGUCGGAGGUGAUGUGCUUCUUCAAGGGGUGUUCCAUCCCGGAGGAAGGCGUCGCCUUCGUGACCCGGGCGGACGGGCGGGUGACGGGAGAGGCGUAUGUGCGGUUUGCUACGCGCGAGGACGCCAAGAUGGGGCUCCGCAAGGACCGCGAGAUGAUAGGGUCGCGCUACAUCGAGCUGUUUACGUCUUCGCCCGAGGAGAUGGCCCGGUACGCGAACAGCAAGCGGUAGGGUUGACGUGAGCCGGUGGCGAGCGAUUCGCCGAUGCAUUCGGACCGGAUCGGGUCGGAGAUGGACGAAGUGGGUGGCGAACGUGUACAUGAGAGGAAGCUCAAAGAGAAUGGCCCGUCCUCGCGUGAGAGGCUGGCGGGAAAGCAAUCAGGACAAAACAAGUGUGUGCUGAGUGGAAAAACACGUGGG
This is a messenger RNA of Ectocarpus sp. CCAP 1310/34, 2075 nucleotides long. The record is from the annotation of a GenBank genome assembly. NCBI's taxonomy places the organism in Eukaryota, Phaeophyceae, Ectocarpales, Ectocarpaceae.